Molecule: messenger RNA, 2079 nt
Organism: Drosophila hydei
Lineage: Eukaryota; Metazoa; Arthropoda; Insecta; Diptera; Drosophilidae
Gene: kra
Product: protein krasavietz
Exons: 8
Coding region: 107-1375 (422 amino acids)
Cellular component (GO): membrane; cytoplasm
Molecular function (GO): protein binding
Source: RefSeq, a predicted model, not a curated record
CUGAUAUUGCAGCACUGCAUUAGUGAUUUUCGCACGCUCGGACACGGACGGAACAGCUCAAUUUUUUCAGCAAAACAGCUUUUUUUGUUUUAAUCCAAUUUAUUGUAUGAGUCAAAAAACUGAAAGACCAGUGCUAUCGGGUCAACGCAUCAAGACCAGAAAAAGAGAUGAAAGAGAAAAAUAUGACCCAGCGGGAUUCCGUGAUGCGGUCAUUGCUGGUCUCGAAAAAACUGAAGGCGACCUGGAUCAAAUCUCAAAAUUUCUAGACAGCGCGGGCAACAAGCUCGAUUAUCGUCGUUACGGUGAAGUGCUGUUUGAUAUAUUGAUUGCGGGUGGUCUAUUAGUCCCUGGUGGUUCUAUAUCUCAGGAUGGCGAAAAGCCACGCACAAAUUACUGCAUAUUCGAUGCACCCGAGGAUAUGGAGUCAAUGCGCAACCAUGAGCAGGUGUUUGUUAAACUCAUUAGACGGUACAAGUACCUUGAGAAAAUGUUCGAGGAGGAGAUGGGUAAAGUUUUGUUAUUCGUAAAGGGCUUUACGCCAAGUGAACGUAUUAAACUUGCGCGCAUGACUGCGCUCUGGUUAGUUAAUGGCUCUGUACCGCCAAAUGUAUUGCUGGUACUAAAUAAUGAGCAUCUGAUCAAAGAUGGCAUAGCACUCGAAUUUUUAUUGGAGCUGUUUUUGACGUUCAAGCAAGAGAAGGGCAUUGCAUAUCUUAUUCAGGCGCUUAAAAAGGGUGGACUGGAAAGCAAACUUAUGGACUUUUUCCCACUAAACAAACGUACUGAGGAAUAUUUUAAACAAGUUUUUCUAGACAAAGAACUCAAUGAGAUAAUUAAAUUGCAUAAAGCGCAGGCCAGCCAAGAGGCCAAACGUGAAUUGCAGCAGACCCUCAUUGAUGAUAUUAACGACGAAAAGGCACAUAAUGAGAUAACUGCAGACAUCAAAGAGUUUGCACAACGUACCAACAUUCCUGAUCAUGAGAUAAUUGUUAUUAUUUGGUCCACAAUAAUGUCGUUGGGAGAAUGGAACAAAAAGGAGGAGCUUGUCACAGAUCAAGCAGUACGUCAUCUAAAGACAUAUUGCACCCUACUGCAGGCAUUUGCCUCAACGGAUCGUUCAGAAUUGGCAUUGAUAUUGAAAGUGCAAGAAUUCUGUUACGAAAACAUGAAUUUCAUGAAAGCGUUCCAAAAGAUCAUCUUAUUGUUCUACAAGACCGAAGUAUUGUCUGAAGAAAUUAUCUUGCGCUGGUACAAGGACGGGCACUCAAACAAAGGCAAGAUGCACUUCCUUGAACAAAUGCGCAAAUUCGCGGAAUGGCUACAGUCUGCCGAGGAAGAAUCUGAAUCGGAGGAUGAGCAGAAGUUAGGUGACUAACCAACAUAUUAAGAACGCAGUCCAACAUCUCGGCAUUAAAACAUCAAUUAUACGGAGCCGCCACAUCCAUUAUAUAUAUGUUUAUAAAUAUAUAUAUACAUAUAUUUCGCAUUAACAGCCAACCGAACUACACUCCCCUUUGGAUAAUUUUCCUAGAUGUUAAACAAAAAAUAAAUACCCCAUGGACUCUGCGUCGAAAAUGAGAGAGGAGAGAGCCAAGCCACAAAUUCGAAAUUAACUGUACACCGUUUAAUAGUUUUCCAAAACUACUUUCUCCAUUUCAAAAUGUGCACUUAAAAUUGUUAAAUUUAUUUCAUUUUGAGCAAUAUUUAAGUGAAUUUCACAAAAAAAAACUGGACAAAUUAUUUAUACAUAUAUAUAUGUGCGAAAAAUCUUGUUAUAAUUCAGUUACUUCUGAAAACAAAAAGAAACAAACACAUUCAAUGUAAAUUCUCUUAAUUUAAAGUCAGCAAGUAUUGAUUUAAAAAAAUGGUCAGAUCUUUUAGAAAAAUAGUGAAUGCAAUUUAUGCAGUUAGACAUCGAGACAUUAAAGACAAGCUAAAACGGAUCAUCUUCAAGAGAUGAGAAAGAUAUAAAAAAACAUCUCAACUGAAAUCUGGGGAAAUAUGAAUUUUGAAAAGGCAAUUGCAUGGAAAACAAUAUACAUACAUAAAAAAUAUACAAUUAAAGUCAACAAAUUUAAA